Messenger RNA from Prunus armeniaca (apricot), 396 nucleotides. NCBI's taxonomy places the organism in Eukaryota, Viridiplantae, Streptophyta, Magnoliopsida, Rosales, Rosaceae. The record is from the annotation of a GenBank genome assembly.
AUGCACUCUCCGGGAGCAGUAUCUCUCAAUGCUGCAAAGAGCCCAGCUAUAGAGGUUAUUGACUAUCCAUUCCAAAAAAAUGUUCUCUCUGAUUUGGAUGAGGUAAAAUCAACUGUCACUGAUCUUGGCCAAAGUCACCUGUCCGCGGUUGCCAUACCCAAUGUUUUGCCCACAACUUUUGCCCUGACACUAAAUGAGGGCUCAUGUCCAAUGAGCAUGGAUUUUCAUCCCACUUGGCGGACUCUUCUUCUAUGUGAAUCGGAACCUGGGGGUGUUGGAGACAUAGGACUAUGGGAUGUUAGUUCAGGGAAAAAGUUGCUUUCAAGAAAUUUUAGAGUCUGGAAUCUUGAUGCAGGCCCAAUGGCCUUAAAGGAAGCUCUGGUCAAAGAUUCAUAA